AAUUGGCGCUGAAUUAAUUAAUUAAUUACCAAUAUGCAGUCUUUCUUGAAAUCCGGAAAACUGGGAAGCUCAUGCCUUGAUAAAGGCGCAUCUACUUCGAAAACGUCUAAAAAAUCGAAGCUAGUCCCAUGGGUUGAAAAAUAUCGCCCAGAAACUGUAAAUGAUGUUGUGGAACAGAACGAAGUUGUGGCAGUCCUUGAGCAAUGUAUCAGUGGAGCUGAUUUACCGAAUUUGCUCUUUUAUGGACCUCCAGGUACUGGUAAAACUAGUACGAUAUUAGCUGCUGCUAAACAACUCUUUGGAGAUAUUUACCGAGAGAGGAUUUUGGAGUUGAAUGCCUCUGAUGAGAGAGGAAUACAAGUUAUAAGGGAUAAAGUGAAAUCUUUUUCUCAGUUAACUGCCAGUGCAGUAAGACCUGAUGGAAAACCUUGUCCUCCCUUCAAAAUCGUUAUCUUAGAUGAAGCUGAUUCUAUGACGCAUGCAGCUCAGGCAGCUUUGAGGAGAACUAUGGAAAAAGAAACAAAAACCACAAGAUUUUGUUUGAUUUGCAAUUAUGUCUCGAGGAUUAUAGAACCAUUGACUUCUCGUUGCAGUAAAUUCAGAUUUAAGCCACUGAAUGAAGCCAGGAUUCAUGAACGGCUUAGGUUAAUAUGUGACAAAGAAGGAAUCAAUUGUGAUGACACCACUUUGAAUACCUUGGUAGAAACCAGUGGAGGAGAUAUGAGAAGGGCCAUAACUUGUCUUCAGAGUUGUUCAAAAUUACAAGGAAGUGAUUCACCUAUAAGCGAGAAAACUGUGUUGGAAGUGACGGGGGUUGUUCCUUCACAUUGGUUAAAUGAAUUUGUUGAAGUAUGUAAAAAAAAGAAUUAUAUGGAGGCAGUGGAUUUCAUAAAAAAAUUUGGAUAUGAAGCAUAUUCUGCAUCUCAGUUUUUGGAACAGUUCAAUGAGUAUUUGAUCGAAUCAGACAUUUUUUCUGAUGAGCAAAAAGCUAUUAUAGGAGACAAAUUAGGGAGUGUUAACUUUUAUGUGCAAGAUGGUGGCAGUGAAUAUAUUCAACUGUGUUCACUUGCAGCAACAGUUUGUAUGGUUUAUUCUUAAAAAUAUGUUACAAGUAACUUUUUUCUGCAGUUUAUAAUAAAUUAUUUUCAAUA
Coccinella septempunctata (seven-spotted ladybird) is the source of this 1151-nucleotide messenger RNA. RefSeq names its product replication factor C subunit 4. Gene Ontology annotation, cellular component: DNA replication factor C complex; nucleus. The transcript has 7 exons. The coding region runs from base 34 to 1098 and encodes 354 amino acids. Gene Ontology annotation, molecular function: ATP binding; DNA clamp loader activity; DNA binding. The record is from RefSeq and is a predicted model, not a curated record. Lineage: Eukaryota; Metazoa; Arthropoda; Insecta; Coleoptera; Coccinellidae. Gene Ontology annotation, biological process: DNA repair; DNA-templated DNA replication.